Molecule: messenger RNA, 1391 nt
Organism: Melozone crissalis (California towhee)
Lineage: Eukaryota; Metazoa; Chordata; Aves; Passeriformes; Passerellidae
Gene: FAM124B
Product: family with sequence similarity 124 member B
Exons: 2
Coding region: 42-1391 (449 amino acids)
Cellular component (GO): nucleoplasm
Source: RefSeq, a predicted model, not a curated record
ACCAAUUUGUCUGGUUUGAUUUUUUGCCCAGAGUGUUUGCGAUGGAUGAUGGAGCAGAGUCUCUGAUGACCGUGCAUCUCCUCACCCAUUUGGGACGCUCAAUCCCUCUGCAGCAAACUCUGGAUCGACUCCUGGAGUGGCUCUGCCUGGACAUUCGCCUUUUCCUGGUGUCCGAGCGAGUUCCUCCGCUGAGAUACUACGAGAGAUACCGCAGGAGGAGCUGCAGCUUUCCUGGGAUCUCCAUCCUCCUUUUCCUGCACGAGGACUUGGGAGAAGAGCGGAUCUUCCAGGUGCACGAGCAGUUCCAGCGCCCUCCCUGGCGCUGCCAGCGUGCCCAGUUUGCCAAUUCCCGCUGUGCCCUGUCCCAGCAGGAAUUCUAUGGGCUGGAGGAGCAGCUGCCCGUGUGGGGCAUCAGGCGGGUGCGCCAGGGCCCGGAGAUCCUGCGCGUCACCCUGCACUGCAGCUUCGACAACUUCGAGGACGCGGUGAGGCUGUACAAGCUGAUCCUGCGGAGGGAAGGCAGCGUGCAGAAGGGCACCCUGUGUGUGUUUGUGCUGCACUCCGGCCCACACGCGGCCGUGCAGCUGUGCCUGAGGCAGCUGCCCAUCGGGGUGACGGCCGAGCCCCCCGAGUCGGCGGCCCUGCAGUUCAAGGUGCAGGAGAUCGGGCAGCUGGUGCCCCUGCUGCCCAACCCCUGCGUGCCCAUCAGCAGCUCCAGGUGGCAAACGCAGGACUAUGAAGGAAACACAAUUCUGCUCAAGGUUCAAAGCAGCUCCAGGACCCUCGAGACAAACAUCGGGCUUUCCCAGCAGCAUGGUAACACAGGCAGUGGAAGAAUCCCGCAGGACAGUGUGCCAGCCGCUCUCGCUGUAAAACAGGGCGAUCCUGGGCGGAGGAGCCGGGAGGCCGCAGCUCCGAGGGGUAAAACCGAAUGUGCCCCCGGUGAAGCAUCCCUGGGCUCCGAGCGGGCGGGCAGUGCCCUCCGGAGGCCCCUGCGCUCUGCCCCCGGUGUGGCCGCCCCGCAGCAGGGCUGGGCAGCGCUGUGGCUGCGCGGGCGGCCGGGCCGGGCGCCGCGGGGAACCGAGACCGACGUGGACACCGGGCUGGCCGUGCGGGGCCCUGAGAGCGGCCGCUGCCCGCUGAGCCUGUUCCCCGGGGCCCUGCGGAGCAGCCUCCGGUCGCUGACAGACCCGGGAGCCGGCACCGGCAAUGCCCUGCCCGGCCCGGCGCUGCGAGCCCCGGCCCGGAGCGACGGAACCGCGCACGGAGCCCCGGCCCGGACGGACAGAGCCCCGAGCUGCAGGGACAGAACCCCGCACGGAGCCCCGGGCUGCCCCCCGCCAGCACCGGCACCGCCAGCAGCGGACGAGGAGCAGGAAUUCUAUAUAUGA